AUGUAUUGGUCCAUCAUCGCCAGACGAAGUCUAUACUGGUUACUAUUCGCGCCUUUGGCGGCAGCCACUGCGUCUGUUGAGAACAUCCCCAGCGAGGAAUGGACCUCAGAGCAACUUAGUGGCCGUGAAAACAACUUUGGGUCACAGAAUGAAUCUUGUGCUGCUGCUGUACGUGUCUGUCUGAGAGCCGAUUGACCAGCCGUUGCUGAAGUAGUCACAGUGUGCAACGCUUCAUAGGACCUUCGACACCGAUCUAGCCAAUACAAUAGCCUACGGCCUCGACAAAGCCGCAUACUGGUCUUUUUUCCAGGCUGAGGUACAUCCAGCUUGCUUCAUCCAGCCCACCAACGCCCAAGACGUCGCAGAAAUACUCCAGGUCGUUCGACGUACACAAUGUCCUUUCGCCGUGAAGAGCGGUGGCCAUGCAGCGUUCGCGGGAGCUUCCAGCUCACCCGGUGGAAUCACGAUUGACCUCCAUCGACUCAACGAACUGAGCCUCUCAGACGACAAGACCAUCACCCACGUUGGAACAGGUAAUCGCUGGAUCGACGUCUACGACUACCUCACACCCAAGAGCCUCUCCGUCAUCGGCGGCCGAGUCGCAUCUAUUGGUACCGGAGGCCUCACCCUCGGCGGUGGAAUCUCUUUCUUCUCAGGCCGCCACGGUUGGGCAUGUGAUAACGUCGUCAACUACGAGCUCGUGACCGCCUCUUCCGAAAUCCUCGAAGUCAACCACGCCUCCCACCCCGAUCUGUACUUCGCCCUCCGAGGCGGCGGAAACAACUUCGGAAUCAUAACCCGCCUCGAUCUCAACACUAUCCCGCAAAAUCCCUUCUGGGGAGGAAGUCUCACCACUUCCUACUCCAGCAAGACCCGAAAUGCCGCCAUCGAAGCUCUAUACCACUACGCCUACAAUGCCCCCAAAGACAUCGAUUCCGCCCUCUACGUCGCUUUCGCAUACAGCCAACUGCCUCUCGGCUCCUACCUCAUCGUCUCCGAACUCACCCAAGCAGCCAACAUCCCAAACCCCCCCAUCUUCGAAAACUUCACCUCCCUGCCCGACCGCCUCUUCUCCACCCUCCGCCGAGACACCGACAUGCCCUCCCUCGCCCGCGAAAUCAACGCCGCCGAACCCAACGGCUUCCGCGAGACGUACUGGACGCGCACGUUCACGCUCCCCUCGUCGGAGAUCAUCUACGACGUCCUCGAAAUUUUUCAAGACGAAGUCGAAGCGAUCAAGCAUGUCCUGGGCUGUCUCCCGGCUCUGACGCUCCAGAUCAUCCCCGAGAAUGUCAUGGGGCAUUUCGCCCAGAACGGCGGGAACGCGCUCGGAAUCUCCCCCGACCAGGGGCCUUUGCUGCUCGUGGAUAUCACGGUUCAAUGGUCCGAUGCUGGGAAAGACGACGCGGUACUCGGCGCGGCGAGGAAUGCGAUAAAUAGGAGCGUGGCUCGAGCGAAGGAAAUCGGAGCUUAUCAUCCGUAUAUCUAUCAAAACUACGCGGCGCAAGAACAAGAAGUAUUCGAGGGGUAUGGCGAGGAGAAUCUAGAGCAAUUGAGGCAGAUUUCUAAACGAUGGGAUCCGGAAGGUGUUUUUCAGGUAUUACAGCCGGGGUACUUCAAGCUGUGGUGA
This is a messenger RNA of Lecanosticta acicola, 1630 nucleotides long. NCBI's taxonomy places the organism in Eukaryota, Fungi, Ascomycota, Dothideomycetes, Mycosphaerellales, Mycosphaerellaceae. The record is from the annotation of a GenBank genome assembly.